AUGGAGAAAAUAAAUUUCUCGGGAGGCGAACCGUUUCUUCAGGACAGAGGCGAGUUUGUAGGCAAACUGGUCCAGUUCUGCAAGCAGGAGUUGAAGCUGCCAAGCGUCAGCAUUGUUAGCAACGGCAGCCUGAUCAGAGAGCGGUGGUUCCAGAAGUACGGUGAAUAUUUAGACAUUCUGGCCAUUUCAUGUGAUAGUUUUGACGAGAAUGUCAACGUUUUAAUUGGCCGUGGUCAAGGAAAGAAGAACCAUGUGGAAAAUCUGCAUAAACUGCGACAGUGGUGCCGAGAGUAUGCUGUUGCUUUCAAAAUAAAUUCAGUGAUCAACAGAUUUAAUGUUGAGGAAGAUAUGAACGAGCAGAUCAAGGCACUCAACCCUGUGCGCUGGAAGGUAUUCCAGUGCCUGCUCAUCGAAGGGGAGAACAGUGGUGAGGAUGCCCUGAGAGAAGCAGAGAGAUUUGUUAUCAGUGAUGAAGACUUUGAAAAAUUCCUGCAUCGUCACAAAGAUGUCUCCUGUUUGGUACCGGAAUCUAAUCAGAAGAUGAGGGACUCAUACCUCAUUCUGGAUGAAUACAUGCGUUUUCUAAACUGUAGAAAUGGACGGAAAGAGCCUUCCAAGUCUAUCCUAGAUGUUGGCGUAGAAGCAGCUAUAAAAUUCAGUGGAUUUGAUGAGAAGAUGUUCCUAAAAAGAGGAGGAAAGUAUGUGUGGAGUAAAGCAGACAUGAAACUGGACUGGUAA
This is a messenger RNA of Pelecanus crispus (Dalmatian pelican), 738 nucleotides long. The record is from RefSeq and is a predicted model, not a curated record. Lineage: Eukaryota; Metazoa; Chordata; Aves; Pelecaniformes; Pelecanidae.